AUGUCAAAGAACGAGUACUAUAAUCCUCCACAAGGUCCUCCACCUACGUUCAGUCAAAGUGAAGGAGUUUCCGGUGGUGCUGGUGGCAGCUAUGUUCCGCAAUCACAACCACAAUACAAUGCUGACACUCAGGAUCGAGCAUUUGGGUAUCAUCAACAACAGGGAUAUGGACAAGGACCACCACCAAACGCAUAUUACCAACAACAACCUGGAUACGGCGGAGGAUACCCACAACAAGGUGGUUAUUACCAACAACAACAGCCAAUGUAUGUACAACAACAAAGAUCGAGCAACAAUCAGGAUUGUUUAAUGGCUUGUUUGGCAGCAUUGUGUAUUUGUUGUACAUUGGAUGCUAUAUUCUAA
Lodderomyces orthopsilosis Co 90-125 is the source of this 363-nucleotide messenger RNA. RefSeq lists its product as uncharacterized. The transcript has a single exon. Lineage: Eukaryota; Fungi; Ascomycota; Pichiomycetes; Serinales; Debaryomycetaceae. The record is from RefSeq and is a predicted model, not a curated record. Bases 1 to 363 code for a protein of 120 amino acids.